UUGACUCAGGCCAUGUGGAAAAGCACCUUAUAAAAUUAGAUUUCCAGGAUCUAGGCGGCAGCAAUUGCGGCCUUCAUUUAUGUCAACGCCCAACUCCAGCAGAAAAAGCCAAUGGCCUCCCUCCCCCCCCCUCGCCCACAUUGCUCAUCUCAUCUGCCAUUCAAAUUUAGUAGAUUAUCUCGUUUUUUUUUUUCCCCUAGGGUUUCUACCCAAUCAAAACGUAGUUGUCAUCACAUGGAAAACACCACAAAAAAAUACAGACAACAAAUACUGACCCGUCAUCAUAGCCAUACUGACCAUAUAUAGUAGUAGUAGCCAUACUGACCAUAUAUGCAGUAGUAGUACUCUGUUUUAGAGAGAGAGAGAGAGAGAGAGAGAGAGAGAGAGGCAAUGGAAGUGGCAGAGCAACAGCGAGAAUGGCAGAAAGAGGAGGUGGAGGAGGAGGAGGCAGCCUUGGAAGGAAGGAGGGCCAGAAAUCUCGCCGCUGGGGUCAGUGAUGCAGCUGAUGCUAGUAGUGGUGAUGAAAUGCUGCCGUUUUCGGAUCCGGUCAGUGAAUCGGAAGAAGUAGAGUAUCGACGAGAGGAGCUGCACUACAGUAAUAACGGGAAUAGCGAAGAGCGGAACGGGGUCGAAUUACGGAAAACAACGGAGAGGGGUGCUGCUAGUACUGCUAGUGGUGAGGAAAUGCUGGCCUCUUCAGCAGCGCCUGUUGGAGAAAGCAAAGAUGUCAAAUUGCGAAGAACGGAGACUGGUGUUACUGGUGGUGAGGAAAUGCUGACCUCUUGCUCUUCGGGGCCUGUUGAUGAAUUUCAAGAAGAAGAAGAAUCUAGACAGGAGGAGCUUUGGAUUGGUAUUGAGGUCGAAUCAGAACAAAAAUCGGAGAAGAACGUUUACUAUGACCAAGACCAAGGAAUGUGGAAAUGUCGAAACUGCUGUUGGACCUACCAAAGUGGAUGUCCUUGGAUUGAUCACACUCAACAUUCUAAGUGGCACUUACAUAUGCCGAUGAAUCCCGAAUCUGUAAAUCAAUGGGGGCGAUGUUUCUUUUGUGAAACUGAAGGUACCGAAACAAUUUCUGGAUAUUCUGUGACUGAUAAUAGCGGUGUGCGAGGUUCUGCUUCUGAGAAACUUUUUGGAGAUGAUGUAUUAGUUGCCACAUUAACAAAAGUUGAGAGCCAGAGAGAUGACAACUUCACUGGUUUUGGACUUCAGCCCUCUGAAAAAUCAUCAGAAGAACAUAGAACAAAUAAGUCUUUGACAGAUAUAACAGAAUCACAUGAUGAGAUUCAGUUAAUCGAGGAGAUUGAUAACGAAUUGACAGAAUUUGAUGUUGAGAGAGUGUUAGAGAAGCAGGAUACACAUGAUCUGUACUGUCCUAAUUGCAAUUCUUGCAUUACCAGAAAGGUUAUUCUUCGUAAAAGAAAACGCAAAAUUCGAAUUUCUGUUGACGAUCCAAAACGUUACAAAUUGGAAACGGAAGUUGCAUCUGAGUUAGAUGGUAUUUCUGUCCAUGCAACCAAAGCAGCUGAUAUUUCCUUGGCCGGUAGCAUGGAGCCUGCUGCCGAUGAAUAUGAUCAUGUGAGAGAGCCAAAGGUUUUCAGAUGCUUAUCAUGCUUCAGCUUUUUCAUACCUUGCGGUGAGGGUUUUACGCUAUUCAAGAUAUUUGGAGAUAAAAGUGGCAAGAAAAAGAUGCAAAGUCCUCAACCGAUACCUGUGGUGGAGAAAAAUUGGCUAUUCUCUAUUUUUGCAUCGCGUAAGGAAGAAAUGUUGAGUGAGCAAGGAAGCGGCGGCAAAAUGUAUGUGGAAGAAAAUAUUGUUGCCGCAUCAAAACAAGAAGUUGAAUCACCUCUUCUAUCUUUUGGUGCUCAAGGGCAUGUUCAAAUUAGUACUGAUGAACAUCAGAACGGUGGGGUUAGCAUUGUACCUCCAUCAGCCCAAGGCCCCAAAUUGGUUGCGGAACCUAUAGCUGUUGAUAUAAUCAAAAAAGGUGCAGAGGGGGCUGCAUUCGACAAUCUUGAUUUCGGUAGGGUCCACCAGUUGGAUUCAUCAAGUUCUUUGAAUGAAAUGCUUUGGGGAAAAGGAAGUGAUCAUCUAGCUACUCAACUUGCUGGGAGAACUCCAGUUCAAACUGAAGAACCUGCUGAAAAUGAUGUUCAUAAACCUCAACUAGGUGGACUAAAGAUUCCAGUUCAUUCAAGUCCAGAAUCUUUAACUCAAGAUAAACCAGGGAAGGAUGAAAAACUCAUUUUGGCAAUGGAAAGGAAUACAGCAGGUGCAGCUGUUGAAGAUUCAAAAUUGCAAAAACCAGUUCCAGUACUCGAAGGGUCAGAUAUCACUGGGAAAGGGAAUAUUUUACCAGACUUCCCUGCUGAGAAAAGGCAAAAUGUUGGGGCCACACUUCCCAUCAGCUCUGUAGUUGAAGCUAGAAAUGUGGAAAUCAAAAUAAGCCGUAAUGGAACAGCAUAUCCUUCUGAAGUUUCUCAGCAUUCCAUAAAUGGCACCAAAGUGAACAUUCAAAUAGAAGAGACCUUGAAAUCUGAUAAGGCCCAUAAGGGUGCCUUAAGUCUACCAGUACAGGAUGCUCAGUUGCUUCAAGGCACACUAGCCAACAUUACAAAAGAUCCAGCUAAAAGCAGUGCAAGUAAGAAACAUCCCUUCAAGACCUCUAUUAUCCUAAUGAAUGCUUAUGUUUUUUUUAUCUCAUCCAUACUAAUUCCUUGUUUAGACUCACAGUGUCAAAUUAUUGUGGUAUCACUCUAUGUCGCAGGUCCAGCAGAUACAAUCAUUACAAUAGAAGGACCAGUUGAGACAACCAGCUCUCAGGAAGCGCAAGAUAUUAUUACUUCACCAGACAUAGUCCCAUUAAUACCACCUCGGAGUGCUGAAGCUGGAGGAUCCCGUGGAGUGGAGAUAAUAAAAAGCAUAGUAUAUGGUGGUCUACUGGAAUCAAUCACUAGCCUAGGUAUUGUGUCGUCUGCAGCCGGUGGUGAUGCCUCCACAUUAAAUAUCUUGGCUUUGGGAUUGGCUAAUCUCGUCGGGGGACUUUUUGUCAUUGGUCAUCAUCUUUGGGACCUGAAAGAUGACCAUCCAAUCGAAACGUCCGAUCAAGUAACCACUCAGAAAAAUCGGUACCAAGAACUACUGGGUCGGAGGCAGAAUUUCUGGCUUCAUGCAACUGUUGCCAUAUUAUCAUUUCUCAUUUUCGGCUUAGUACCUCCGGUAGUUUAUGGCUUCACAUUUCGUGUGAGUGACAACGUGGACUAUAAGCUCAUCUCGGUUGCAGGAGCUUCUCUUCUCUGCAUCAUCAUACUUGCUAUCGGAAAGGUUUACGUCCAGAGUCAAAGGACACCAAAAGCUUACCUAAAAACCAUAACCUACUAUGUCGUCAUAGGUUUUAUGGCAUCAGGUGUUUCUUAUGCAGUUGGUGAUCUAAUCAAGAUUCUCAUGGCCAAACUCGGUUGGUUCGAUUCUACUCUAGCUCUAACUUUUCCCAUUCCUGGGGCAGCGACACCUGUAGAGCCAGCUUGGGGAUCCUAUUAGUGGUCACGGAGUUUCAAAACCAGCAUUGUUUCUGAAUCUUGCUUGGGGCAAAGCCUCAGCGCUGAAUGUUGAAGAUUAUGCAUUUCGGGUUGAAGCCACAGCUUUCCCAACGGCCCUUUUUUUCCCCCACUUUUUGAGGUGGAGGUGUUAGUUUCCACUUUCCAGAAUGAAGUUUUUAGCAUCCCCUUUCCAGAAUGAAGUUUCCACUUUCCAGAAUGUAUUUUCCACUGGAUUUGAUAGUCCCAUGGGGAGUGAUAAAUUGUACGAGCGACAAUAAUUCAUCGGGAUGAAUACCAUGAUGCAUUUUUCCUUGGGAAA
This is a messenger RNA of Rhododendron vialii, 3858 nucleotides long. RefSeq lists its product as uncharacterized. The record is from RefSeq and is a predicted model, not a curated record. The coding region runs from base 391 to 3540 and encodes 1049 amino acids. Lineage: Eukaryota; Viridiplantae; Streptophyta; Magnoliopsida; Ericales; Ericaceae. The transcript has 11 exons.